AUGGGGCGGCGUUCCAAUCAAGAUCGCGAUUUCGAACUCCAUCGGCGAUGGGUUGCCAAGAAGGCCUGGGUCAUCUGCAAAACAUUACUCAAGCUUCAUCUCUACGCUUGGAUGAUUAUACUGUUGUGGCCCAAUGUAUCCAAGGUAUGUGAGUCCGCGGAGGGAUGGCUGGAUUGUCGACGUUGCGGGGUCUUGCCUCAAAGCGAAGUCCAUGAAAAGAAUUCGCCGGGCAUUAAAUUAGCAUGGCCGCAUGAUCAGCCUCCCAAAGUUUCGAUGGACUUGUAUAACAUAGCGCUUGCGCCGAAUCGAGUUCGCUAUCGGAUUGAGGUCUUGAAGGAGCAGCGGCACAAGAUGCUUCUGAAUCAGAAUGCUCCUUACGGGCCUCAGAGCGGUCUCUUGGAUCUGAUUUCAUCCGUGAUCGAUGUUGGAGAUGGUCCCUUAGACGACCUAGAGGCGUUGGGGUUCUCAUUAUGUGACUUUGCCGAUGAAGCUGGUGAGAUUGCCGAACGCCUGAUGGGUUUAAACAAGAACCAUCACACCAAGCUCAGUCGAUGGUCGCUCUUUCUGACGUCGCAUCUACAUGCUUUCAGAGCUCUUGACAAGUUCUUCAAUUGGCCGUUACCACCCUACUUGAAGUACCGGCUGUAUGACUGGGAGGCUAAAAGUGACUUGGCUUACGGGUAUGGGACACUUACCAAACAAUCCAUGGCCCACAGUGUAUUGGUCCGAGAAGGCUUCCUGAAUCAGAAGUGGAAGGAUUUUCCACAGGAAAUAGCCAACAUGGGUCCAAGACUUGAGGCCUUGCUAACAAAAGAGCAACAUCGCUUCAGUAGCCCCCGCUUGAGCGCAUGGGAUCGUGAAAUACGCGAGUUGCAUGCUGACCUGUCCAAAGGCCACGACUGGGACGAAAUCAGAAGGCACCCUGCUGAUGUACAACGAUUGGUCGAGGUUGUUCAAAAAUUCAGACCUCAAGACGAGGAUGGCAGCAGAGUUUCGCGUCGUGAAGCGGCAAAGUACCUGAAAUCAGAGUAUGACCGUGACAAUGGCUUGAGCUUCGGUGCAGCGGUCAAGCAACUCAAAUAUCUUCAAUCACAAAGGAACGGAUAG
Messenger RNA from Bacidia gigantensis, 1107 nucleotides. RefSeq lists its product as uncharacterized. The record is from RefSeq and is a predicted model, not a curated record. Lineage: Eukaryota; Fungi; Ascomycota; Lecanoromycetes; Lecanorales; Ramalinaceae. The coding region runs from base 1 to 1107 and encodes 368 amino acids. The transcript has 3 exons.